This is a messenger RNA of Chroicocephalus ridibundus (black-headed gull), 987 nucleotides long. Its product is annotated as neuronal acetylcholine receptor subunit alpha-10-like. NCBI's taxonomy places the organism in Eukaryota, Metazoa, Chordata, Aves, Charadriiformes, Laridae. Bases 1 to 987 code for a protein of 328 amino acids. Gene Ontology annotation, cellular component: postsynaptic membrane; neuron projection; synapse. The transcript is spliced from 5 exons. The record is from RefSeq and is a predicted model, not a curated record. Gene Ontology annotation, biological process: monoatomic ion transmembrane transport; regulation of membrane potential; signal transduction. Gene Ontology annotation, molecular function: transmembrane signaling receptor activity; acetylcholine-gated monoatomic cation-selective channel activity.
AUGCGGCAGAGGAACCAGGUCCUCACCUCCUACCUGUGGGUCCGUCAGGCCUGGCUGGAUGCCCACCUCGCCUGGGACAAGGACGCUUACGGCGGCAUCGACAGCAUCCGCAUCCCCAGCAGCUACGUCUGGCGGCCGGACAUCAUCAUCCUCUACAACGACGCCGACGACGGCUUUGGCGGCUCGGUGGAGACCAACGUGGUGCUGCGCUCCAACGGGCACAUCACGUGGGACUCACCCGCCAUCACCAAGAGCUCCUGCAAGGUGGAUGUCUCCUACUUGCCCUUCGACGGGCAGCGGUGCCGCCUCACCUUCGGCUCCUGGAGCUACAACGGGAACCAGAUCGACCUCCACAACCGGCUGGACACCGGGGACCUGACGGACUUCGUGGAGAACGUGGAGUGGGAGGCGCUGGGCAUGCCGGCUGUAAUAAAUAGAAUCACCAAGCAAAUAAAAGCCGGCAACCCCGUAAACUUUGUGCACGAAGACCCGAACGAAGACUCAGGAUACUACAUCGCCACCAUGACCAUGAUCACAGCCUCCACCGCGCUGACCAUCUUCAUCAUGAUCGUCCACCACUGCGGCCCGGGGACCCGGCCCGUGCCCCCCUGGGCCAGGUGGCUCAUCCUCCACCACAUGGCCCGGCUCUGCUGUGUCUACGAGGUGGGCGAGAGCUGCAAGAGCCCCCAACGGGUGCCAGGCAGGCAGGCGGGCAGGGAGGACACUGGGGGGCCGGGGGAGAGCCCCAUGGAGGGGGAGGUGGGUGCCGAGGCAGGGGGCUGUCCCCGGGACCACUGCCUGUGCCACCACGAUGGCCUGCUGAGGAACGUGGGCUAUGUCGCCGGCUGCUUCCGGCAUCACCAAGCCUCCCAGCGCCGGACCGGCGAGUGGAAGAAGGUGGCCAAGGUGAUGGACCGCUUCUUCAUGUGGGUCUUCUUCCUCAUGGUCUUCCUCAUGAGUGUGCUGGUCCUGGGCAAUGCUGCAUGA